CACAUCUGCGAGCUGGCAUUGUAUCGUCCGUCCUAUCGAAAGCCGCAAAAGCGAUAUGAUUAAAACUGUGUCCUGCCUGGCCCCGGCCAGGUGUAAAUCGGAAUGUGCUGUAAAAGCGAACGAGCGUGUCUGCAGUUGACAAUGCGAGAUGAGCGAUGGGGAGAAAUUACCUACGGGCGCAAACACAAUAUCUUCCUGGCCCCGAAGAGCAUGGCAAUAAAAUUUGCCCGCUCGCAGCAGGACUUCGGCGGGAGGAGUUGUAGUAGUAUCGCUGUAGUAUCAGCAAAAUAUGCCCGCUACAGGACCACCUCGAAGGACAUCGGAUGGUGGAUAGGCCACGGGAACGGGGACGGAUGCCUCAGGAUGCGUCAGGGCAGAUGUGCCAGAUGCGUAGGAUACGCUGCCAGAUGCCUCUGCACAGGGUACCUAUAUAAACGAGGUAUCGAACCGAUUGAUGCCAUCAGUUCCAGCAUCAGUACCGCAAGAGACAACCGUGUGGAGCUUCAAACCCGAUUUGUGGAUAAUUGGCAGGAUUAAGCACUUCCGCGCUUUGCAGAAGAA
Molecule: messenger RNA, 561 nt
Organism: Anopheles stephensi (Asian malaria mosquito)
Lineage: Eukaryota; Metazoa; Arthropoda; Insecta; Diptera; Culicidae
Exons: 2
Coding region: 103-537 (144 amino acids)
Source: RefSeq, a predicted model, not a curated record